UCUACAUGUUAAUAGUUAUCUCCAUAAUAGAAGAGUGUAAUUAAAUAAAUUGUUGAACCCUACACUGAUAAUUAUGCUAAUUGAUCAUCAUGUCAUUCUGUUCUGCCAAUCCAUUGAUAAUGUUGCACUCCUGCACAUGAUGGUAGAAGAGCAUUGCUUAAGGUCAUACAAAUCAAAGUGAGCUAUUGAUUUCUUCAUGUCUAUUUUUGUUACCUUCUAGCAGUCCAAUACUACUGCUCUUCCCAGUGCUUCAAAAGUUCUUUUCAUGAUGUGUCUGUUGAUUUAUUCAUGGUGUGUCUGUUAGCUGUUGAUUUAUUCAUGGGGUGAACUUCUUAAAUUAGAAUUGAAACAUGUAUUUUUAACAUUCAUAAAUAUAUAUCUAUAAAAAGUUCAUUUAGUAUUCUUUUGUAUAUUAAUAUAUUGAAUAUUGAGUGCUUAUUAAAAUUAAGCUGAGAAUCCCUGAUCUAGAUUAUUAAAAUAAACAUUGUCUUCGUGCUGCUAGCUAUUAAUAGACUAUGGGCAUGUAAAGAAUAGGUAAUAAUAUUCAUUCUAGUGAUGAAUAAGCGAAUCACAUCAUGUACUACAUACAAAGUACAAUCUUGUCAUAAGUUGAGGGGAUAUUUUGAGCAGUGCUUACUUUUCUGUGAUAGUUAUUGAUAGACCCAUGUGUGUGAUGGAAACAUUGAUUCUAUUGAUUACACUUUUGCAAGAUGUCAACUCUUUUUGUCAACAGUUGACCUAGCCUGUGAAAAUUGUGCAUACUUUUUUUUUUACUGACAUGUUCCUUUGUUAACACUUUAAAAAGUACAAGUACAUAUGGAUCUUCCAUUUGAUGUCUGCUUAAAAUUGAAAUAUUUACUGAUGGAGAAACUUGUCCAGGAAAUGCAGCUGUCCAAAUCAGGUGUCCCAGUCCGCAGCCAGAAAACAUUCCCCUUUCUUACUUUUAUCCCAUCUGUAUUCACUGGGAGUGAUUUGAUACAGUGGCUGGCCACACGCUUGAAAAUCACAGAAGAAGAACACAUGGAGGCUGUUAAGUUAGCCAUAUUGCUUUGUCACUAUGGCUACAUUUUCCCAGUCACUGAUUUAAAAAAUCUGACAGUCAAAGAAGAUGCCUCCCUGUACAGGUUUCAGAAACCCUAUUACUGGCCAUCAAAAAAUGCAGACCCUGACAAUGUCUCUUAUGCAAUUCAUUUGGUGAAACGAUCUAUGAGGAAUAAACAAAAACAUGGUUUAGAGGAUUAUGAACAGGCAAGUUUAACAAAACUUCAGACUAUGUUAUGUGAUAAAUGGGAUUUCAUUGUUGCCCAGGCUCAGGAUCAAGUCAAAAUUGCAAAAGAAAAAAAAAGGACAGACAAAGCCAUUAUGGACAGCCAAGAACGUGCAUUUUGGAGAAUACAUCGACCACCUCCUGGAUGCAUUAAAACAUUAGAUGAGGGACCAAAAAGAAAUUUUCAACCCAGUCAAAUGGCUGCCAGGAGGAAAAAAAACAAAGAUCUUCUUCAAAAAGAAAUUAAAUAUUUGCAUCGAUCGAUCAAUAUAUGUCGUGUGAAAACUUCUAAAGCUGUUGAAAAUUUAGAACAUUUUACUGAACAAUAUUUUGAUCUGGAUCCUCUACUGACACCACCUAUGCCAUCCAAUCCAUGGAUAUCAGAUGAUACCACAUAUUUUGAAAUCAGCGAAAACAAUACAGAGAUUCCUACAGAGCAAAGAAUUAGGAAAUGGUCUUAUAGCUUGCAGGCAUUAAUAUCAGAUCCACGAGGCAGAUAUGAAUUUGAAAAUUUUCUUCUUAAGGAAUAUAGCCAUGAAAAUUUCAGCUUUUGGUGUGCUUGUGAAGCCUUAAAGUUUUGUCGUCAGUCAGAAGUGGAAAACCGUAUUCUGAAGAUUGCUGAGGAGUUUUUGACGGAUGGAGCACCUCAUCAAAUCAAUAUCGACAGUCGAUGUAGUGAAGAAGUACAGAAAAAUAUGAAGCUCCCAAAGCCAAACAGGUUUACAUUUGAUAGUGCGCAAGAACAGAUAUUUUCUUUGAUGAAGAAAGACACAUAUCAGCGUUUUUUGCGCUCUGAUCAAUACAAAGCUCUUUUGACCAAUGCUGGACAACCUGGAGGAAAGAAAAAGUUCUUUAGUUUUGGGUCACGUAAGAAAAACACACUAACUCCAAGUCCCAAACCUAAGCGCAGAGGAAGUGCUGGGAAUGAUGCUGACAUAGACAAUGCUGCUGUAGCUCACCAUUCUUACAGUACUGGCAAUCUAAGAGAGCUGGAAGAUAAAUCUGCUGUAAUGCUCAGGAGAGAUGCCAACUCAUCAGACAGCAGUAUUGCAAGCGACACAUCACCCAAUCUGGUAGCUCGCCAUAGUCUAAGGUCACCUCAAGGCAGUCCAAGGAAAAGUAAGCAGCUGGAAGUGCCAAAAAUAUCUUCUGUCCAUGUUGCAGACUCCAGUCAAAACGAAGGACCAUCAUGUCUAGCUAUAGCUGUGCCAAGCAAGACUAAUGUUGUGGCUCCAUGGGAAGGUGUGGAUUAACUAGAAAUUUUAAGUUGAACUCAAAUAGCUUUUACUCUCUUAUUUUCAGGGUUGCAGGCUUGUACAUUCUAGUGAAAACAAAUACACAUUUUAAAUGCAAAUUUUGUUGUCAUCCGUGCUUAUACUAUGUUCUGGUUGAAAGAGUGUGUAGGCUUUUUGCCUAAUGAAUUACAUUGAAAACAGUCUAUUUCUGUAUGCAUUAGUAAAGCUACUACUUUAUGAUGUCACCAUUUACAUUUUAGUUUAAAUUUUAUCUGAAUGUUAAUGGAGAAAUCAUGUGUACAAUAUUGUUUGUUCAAAGACAUUUGGCAACCUUUUUCAUUGUUUCUAUAAAGAUAUAUAUUUCUUACUAGGGGACUCAAGAUUAGUUGAAAUGCAGGAUCUUGAAGUGAAGAAAUUUUCUAAAUUUCUAAAGUUUAUUUAAAAUACAAAAAGGAAAAAAAAACAAUGAUGAGAUUGCUGACGUGAUUGAUCUACAGACACCAAAUCAUUACGGGUACAAUGUGAACACUUCAUGGAGCAAAAUUUGUUGACCACAUUUCUAUUCAUCUUUGAGUUAUUCCCUCCUCUACCAUCAUGUCUCAUUCAGCUAUGCAUUCGAUGAACAACAAACAUUUACAAACAACACCAUUUAGAAGAAUUUUACUUUUUCUGUAUAGGGAAUGUUACAAUAAAAACAUUUCUGUUUUCAAUGUCAGCUAAUAGAAUGGAAUUUUUUACAACCAAAGAAUGUUAAAGCUAAAAUGUUCACUUUUUUUGUAUAAUAACUUUAUAAAGUUGGCACCAUUCAGGAUUCUAUUCUGUAGGUUAUCCCUUUUUGAGUGGCUUAGGUGGUUUUGUUCAGAGUUUCCGAAAGACUGUAUUGGAACCUCACAUUGGUUUGCAUAUUAUGUGAACCCUAGUUUCAACAAGGAAAGCCACUGUUGACAUGUUUGGCCAUGCAAAAUAUCAGUAGUAGCUGAAGUAAAUUCAAAAUUUAGAAGAAAGUCUUGACUGGCCACUUGUUGGUACUAAAUGACACAUAGUGCACAGAGUUCCUUGACUGCUGUGUGGCAACAUUUGCAGUGGUUGCUUCCUGUGAUUAGAUCACAAUGUUUUUAUGUCUCUUGCACCAAUUUUGUUCUAAUCCACAAACAGCUCAUUUUUUCAUGUGAUUUAGCAAGACUCAUUAAAUGCUUUUUUCCCCCUAAAUAUGACAUUUCUGUCUAGAAAAGAAGGUGACAGAAAAUCUUUCCAUUGAGUUGUACAGAGCUCUACAGCUUCAACCCUUUUUUUAUCUUUUGUAUAUUGCAUGUUAUUGUUACUUUUAAUAUCUAGUCCAUUGGUGGAUUUAUUUUUUUUUUAUUGCUAUGUUGACAAUUUUUUGAAGUCUGUACAGUAAUUUGUAUGUAGAUUUGUUAUUGCUAUAAAUAAUGAAGUAUUGAAGGUGUUACAAACUCUUUCUAAAGUGAUGAAGUAGAUAUGCUACUUGUAAUAUUACAGCAUAUCUAUCAAUUGAUUAGUAGAGAAAGAAAGGAAUUUCUAACAUUUUUCAUAUUGUACACCAUAUAGGAUCAAAUCAAACAGUCUAUUUAUUUGUUUCUCUAGUCAGACUUGUGAUAUGGUAUUACCAUUGUAGCUAAGUUGUUGCAUUUCCAUAGGAAUUGUACAUUACCUUGUCACUUUAGUGAUCAGUUAUUAGUGACAGCUUGGCUAAUUUUUUUUUUUUAUGAUAUUGUUAGUCUUUUGCUAUUUGAAUGUCCUCCAGUAUUUUUUUUAGGGCCUUUCUGAAUUGUGAUUUUUUUUUAAAAUAUGUUUUUAAAACUGACCACUGUUGAACAAAGUGUGCACAUCCCAACAGUAACUAUAGAGCUUACAUACCAGUGAUUAGAAGGCCAUCAAACUGACCUGUCAUUGUAUGCCAGUGAUUUCCUUAUGAAAGUAGUUGACAUGAAACUGCUUAUCAGUGAGGACCAGAGGUAACUAGCUGAAUUAAAACAUACUAGUAUUUACAUCUAGAACUACAGUAAACACAAGAAAUCAUGCUAGUCUUUUUUUUUUUCCAAAUACAUGGUAUGUGGAUUUUGUUUUACUCUUUUGAAAGAAAAUGUUUUUGUUUUUUUGUAAACUAUUUCAUAAUAGUCUUUAAUCAUGUAUUUUCUGCUACACAUAGUAUUAACCACGUCUAAAAGUAAGGCAUGAUUAUAUUGUUUACCAUUGGUGCUACCGUAGGUCUGGAUAGGAAUAUACUUUCAUUUCUGUGAUGCUUCAUUUUUUUUUUAUGGAGUCACUCUCCAACAUUCCUUUUUUCCUUAUUAAUUUAUUUUGUUACUGUGCCAUUAGUCAGACAUUAUAUUAUCCCUAGCAUAGGAUGAGGAUAUUGUUGAUAUUGUUCUUGUUAUUUUCAGACACUGUUUUGUUGAUAAAAAGUGUAUAAUUAAUAUCAUUAAUUUGUUACAGCUUAGUAUUUGUUUUAUAGCAUAAUGUAGCCAGUUUUAAUUCUAUGAUCUCACAUAGCUACUAUUAAAAGCUCAAAUUAAUCCUUUGUUUUCUAUUUUGAGUGACAGACAAUCUCCUCAUAUUUGAUGAUGUCUAAUCAUGUUCACUAAGACUGCACUACUUUUUUGGUAGUGUUUUUGUCCCAUAAUUGACCUCCCAACCCCCACCAAUCUCCCUUGUUUAAAUUUCCUACUUAAGAUCUUUUCUAUUUUAUUUUUUUUACUCUGGCAUACCUCCAUGAUCUAUUUAUUGUUAUCAUACCAGUAUGGAACAGAGCAGCUUAACAUUAGACUCUUUGCCUAGCCAUUGUAAAAUUUGAUUUUAAAAAUCAUUUUUUUAAUCAAAGUAUUCCCCUCUAAAGUGUACUCUCAACUCAAGACUUUUGUUUAGAAAAACUAUUGAAUGUAAUGAACUGCUCUUAUGCUCUGUUGACAAUGACUAACAAUGAAAUCUGUAGCUAAUGUUAAUCAAUAGUUGAACAUUUGUAUGAUCUGGAGCUACCAGUAACCAGAUCAUUUAUCACAACAAAAACUGUGGAUUUUACAAAGGAAAUUAUUUGAAUUGACAUCUGUAAAUAUAUUCAUGGGACAGGUUAGGAUUGUUAGAAUAAUCCAAUACUUUGUCUAGGCUACACAUGUAUUUGAUUAAUGUAUUAGGAUUCCCAUUGCUGAUGAUGGCCCACAUGCUAGAACUAGACAAAGCUAAUAAUAUCUAGUGUUACAUUUUUUUUGAAAAAAAAGGAGUACAUAAAGGCUUUUGAUAUAAUUUUACAGUGGCUUUGAUUGUAUCUGAGAGGUGCACAAAGAUGUGUUGAUUUGAAAUUACUUGACAAUGUUUUCAUUGCAUCUAGAUCAGGCAUGUCAAACACAGCGUUCGGGGGCCGCAUGCGGCCCGCUUGGCCACCUAAAAAAUUAUAAAUAAUGUUAAACUGGAAAAUAAAAGAAGACAAGCUACUUGAAUUGAAAAAUGGUAUUUGUUAAACUGAACAACGAAAUUGAGUCUGCAUUGAAAACCAGCUACAUUUUUCAAACUUAAUUGCAAGCCAAAGCAAAUCAUUUAGUGAAAGGAAUUUUAUGGAGUGUAUCGUUAAAGCUGCCGAAGUAAUUUGUCCAGAAAAGGUGAAAGUAUUCAUGGAAAUAGCAUUAACUAGGAACACUGUGGCAGAUAGAAUAAAUGACAUGUCAAUCAGCUCGCGUGAACAAUUAAAGAACAAAAUAGAUUUUGAAUUAUUUUCAUUGGCUCUCGAUGAGUCAACUGAUGUAACGGGUGUAGCACAGUUGGCUAUACUCAUAAGGACCUGUGACAAGAAUUUUAAGAUACAUGAGGAGCUACUUGUUCUAUACAUAACGCCACAACAAGUGAGAAUGUUUUUGAGAAAUAACAGGUGAUAUGCAGUACAAUUAACCUUUGGUAAAGCUAGCUAGUCUAACAACGGAUGGCGCACUAACCAUUAUGAAAUGGUUUUGAUGCAAAGCUACUUGCAAAAAUAAGAGAGACUAAUGCUAAUUUUAAAUUUGCUCAUUUUCAGUGCAUCAUUCACUAAGAAACAUAACGCACAAAGCAAUUACAAUUUCAACAUGUCAUAAGACUAGUUUCAGUCACUAUCAAUUUUAUUCGUGCCCGUGGCUUAAAUCAUCGCCAAUUUUCAAUGUUUCUGAAUGACAUUGGACACGAAAUUGGCUGGCUGUCCUGUCAUAAAGAAUUGAAGAGAUUUGUUGUACUGCGUGAAGAAAUUGUAUUGUUUCUGAACAUGAAAGGUGAACCUGUUGAACAUUUCCAUACUGACGAAUGCACUCAGGAUUUGGUUUUUCCAGUAUUUCACUGGUCACCUGCAAGACUUGAAUUUGAAACUUCAAAGUAAAGACUAAAUUGUCACAACUGCAUGUGAUGAUGUGAAGUGCUUUCAAGCAAAAUUACGACUGGAUAAACCAAAUAUGAAGAAAUUUUCACUUCUCAACGUGUCAGGAACUAAAAAGAUUAAAUACGGCUACAACAUUUGGUAACACCUGGAAUCGUUAGUAGAUGCUUCCACUGGCCGUUUUCAUGACUUUGUUUCAUACGAGCAAGAAUUUUCCUUGUUUUUAUCUCCAUUUUCAUUCGCUUCUGAAAAUGCUGCUGGUAAUGUGCAACUAGAGCUGAUAGAAUAGCAGUUAGAUUCUUUGUUAAAAUCGAAGUAUAUAGAAGUGGCUGAGCCAAAAUUUAGUUAUUUACUAAACGGUACGUUGAAUUGCGGAAAUUUGCAGCCAGAAUUCUAGCUAUUUUUGCAAGCACUGAUCUCUGUGAGCAGCUCUUUUCUAUAAUGAAAGCUACAAAUCACCUCACCGUUCGAGAUUAUCUGAUCAAAAUUUGUCAUCAGUGAUGAUAGUGUCAGUGGCAAACAAACUUCCACCAGAUAUUAAUAAACUUGUAUCACAGAAAAGAUGUCAAGCAUCAGGACAAAGAAAAAUAUGCGCAAUCAUAGUAAUUUUUAAUUAUGAAGUGUUAUUACAAAUUUAGCUAACUAAGGGACAGUUAUGCCAUUAAUUAUUGUAUUCUAUUGUAUUGUUUCUAAUUUACAUAAAACUAGUAAGCUGUUUUGCAACUGAUUUUUGGCUGCGGUCCCUCAGGAUAUAGUAAUUUUUUAUGCAGCCCAUACACCUUAACGAGUUUGACAUGCCUGAUCUAGAUCUAUUUACUGAGAACCAUAAAUGAGACCCAAUAUUUGUUCAUUGCUAUUGUUUUUAAUCCCAACAUACUGCCAAACCAAAUUGCUUCCUGACCUCAAUAAAAGUGUAGACUUUCUCUUCCUAAAAGGGCUUUUAUUAAUACCAGUAUAAGAUUUGUUUUCAUGAGUACUAGCGAGAAACAGCUUAGAAUGUACAAUAAUAUGAAGCUGUCCUGACUACAUUUCUAAAUAGGUCAUCAUCAUAUUUUAUUUGUACUUUAUACUAAUGUUUUGUAUAUUAUAUUUAUACAUAGAGAGACCAUCUAGGUGGAACAUUCUACAUGAUUUUAAUAUGUCCUGAGUGAUAAAAAUGUUUUAAUGUUAAGCUAGGCUGAAAUUCAUGUCACGAAUGAAAUACCAUUGCAGCAGCCUGUUUGAAAUGUUAACCAAAACACUACCACCCAAAUGUGUAGCAUUCUAAUGGUCACUAUAAAAACUCUAGAGCUAAUACAGUUUUCCCUCUCAUAAACUAUUGAGAUAAUAUAAAAGUAACUAACUUUACAAGUCAGGAAUGGCAAACAAGUACGGGGGUGUCCUUUUAGUAAGGUCAAGAGUUCAUUUGAAAAUUGCAUUAGUUAUUUUUUGUUCUUUUUAAACUUAGUGACAGAUCAAGCAGUACCAGUGUAUUGUUUUUUUUGUUGUUGUUUUUUUUGCAGUCUAGCCCCCCCCCCCCUCCCCAACCACCUGUUGUGGUCUAGAGACAACUGAAUUGUUGAGUGUGUAGUGGCUGUCAUCUCAUAUUGUUAACAUUUGCCUUAUUGUUUUAGCUAGUUCACUAGUUGAUUUACAUAUUAGUAUUCUCCAUUAGCAACACAACAUAGCUUGAGACAACACAUUCAGCAGAUGGUAUGUGUGAUGAACUCAUGUUGAUGUAUAACUAAAAUUUGUGUUGGAAAAAAAAAAUUAGAGGACUACUUUGGUGAUGCUAACUUACAUGUAGAGUGUAGUUUCUAUUUGCCUUACUGUGGACUAGUUUAUACAUGUCAAUAAACAUUGACAGUCCAGAUUUUGUUCUAUAGAAAACUUUUUGUUUUUGUCCUAUUUCCAAAUGACCACCAGUAAUUCUGUGCUUGACCAGUUGGUGUACUGCUUAGUAAAGUAGCUGUUGAUUCACAUUGAUGUAAAUAGUUUCAUCGUACACACACAUUCACUGAGAAUUUGACAAAUUAUGUAAUUGUAUGCAAAAAUGUUUUGUUCUUUUCAAAACAUCCAUUUGAAUUAUGCAGUUGUGUGUAAGCAAACAAAAAAUAUUCCUCUGAGAGACCGAACUGGCCACUCAUUUUUCCUUUUUUCUCUUAUGGAGUUCCAUGUUAAUCAUUUUGGAAAUGGUUUUCAAUUUGAUGCAUAUGAACAUUUUCUUUACUAAACUAAUAUUGUAAAUUUUUUUUUGACUAGUAAUACAAGUCAAUUAAAAACUGCUCUUGUUGAUUGGUGCAAAACGAUCUAUUGCUAAUUUUAGUAUUAUUUAUUUCUCUUUUCAAAUGUGAUUCAAUGAUAAAAAGUGAAAAAUGUUUUAAGUUGUAACGAUCAAUAUUCCUUCAUUGUUUCAGCUAAUAAUAGUUUCUAAAAGUAAUACUCAUGAAGGGUCACUGUUAGUCAACACUUGUGUAACAUGUUUAAUGUAUCACCUGUUGAUGUCUUCAUGGUUAGCAUGUGUUAACAUCAGGAAAGAACUCACAUUCAACAUGGUUUUAUCUCAUGUAUGUUGGGUCCAUAGUUUUUUCUUUUACAACAGAUUAAAAUGUCACAGAUUAAAACAGAUGUAGAGAUUAUGAA
Messenger RNA from Biomphalaria glabrata, 9478 nucleotides. Its product is annotated as regulator of G-protein signaling 7-like. The coding region runs from base 817 to 2520 and encodes 567 amino acids. The record is from RefSeq and is a predicted model, not a curated record. The transcript is spliced from 16 exons. Gene Ontology annotation, biological process: regulation of G protein-coupled receptor signaling pathway; intracellular signal transduction; G protein-coupled receptor signaling pathway. NCBI's taxonomy places the organism in Eukaryota, Metazoa, Mollusca, Gastropoda, Planorbidae.